Messenger RNA from Rotaria sp. Silwood1, 2390 nucleotides. The record is from the annotation of a GenBank genome assembly. NCBI's taxonomy places the organism in Eukaryota, Metazoa, Rotifera, Eurotatoria, Philodinida, Philodinidae.
AGGGGUUAAGUUAAGUUCGAGAGAUAGAUUAAGGCAAAGGGGAUAGAUAUAGAUAAGUUAAUAGAUUAAGGCAAAGGGGAUAGAUAUAGAUAAGUUAAUAGAUUAAGGUUAAGGGAAUAGAUAUAGAUAAGUUAACAGAUUAAGGUUAAGGGGAUAGAUUUAGAUAAGUUAAUGGAUUAAGGUUAAGGGGAUAGAUAUAGAUAAGUUAAUAGAUUAAGGUUAAGGGGAUAGAUAAGUUAAUAGAUUAAGGGUAAGUGGAUAGAUAUAGAUAAGUUAACAGAUUAAGGUUAAGGAGAUAGAUAUCGAUAAGUUAAUAGAUUAAGGUUAAAGGAUUAAGUUAAGGGGAUAGAUUAAGGUUAAAAGGUUAAGUUAAGGAGAUAGAUGUGCAGAACCACAGAGAUACAAUUAUGGUGAUUAGGAUAUCGAUUUAAUAGGAUUAUAUAAAUCUUGUAUAGCAAGUGCCAAAUAUGAAGUUUUCAAUGCAUUAUAAUGCAUUAUUAUAAAAAAAAUGCAUUAUGAUGCGUUGAUAAAUCAAUGUAUUGCAAUGGAUUAAUUAAAAAUAAUGCAUUAUAAUGCAUGAAAUAGGUUGCAUUAUCAUGUAAUUGCAUCCAUUGUAUUUCUAUUGUAAAAUAAUGCAUUGCAAUGUCCAUUAUUUCAUAAAAUCGGCUACAUGGGCAGUAAGUAGUCAUGAUUAGAAAAUAAAUAUUCUUUUCUGAAAAAAUUUGAGAAAAAUAAAGAUUUAGAAAGUUGUUUAACUCUUGUUCUUUAAACAAGUUAUGCUUUCGAACCAAAGCAAAAUGUAUUAAUUGAGCAAGUUAUACUAUUUUGUGUAGAAUUCUACGGCAAAUGUUUUGGAAAAAAUAAGAAAGUCUCAACAAUUAAAAAUAACCGAAAUAUCAACAAAAUACGAAUUGUCCAUUUAUUCUGCCGCACCCGUUAGUUAUAAUUCUUCACGAAAAACAUUUUUUUUAAAUAAAGGAAGGGGGGGGUCGAUUUCAUCGCUUAUCGACUCCCCUUCAGAAUUUCAACUGUAUCAUAGCGAAAUCAGUAUAUUGGGUGCCUGGAAGCGUUCUAUUACAGGAUUAAUGAAAUAGAGCUUGUUUUGGGGUGUGGGCGUGGGUGUUGAUCUCCGUCUCCGUCUGAGAGAAUAUCCGUAUCCUACUCUCACACCCACGCCCGAUAGUACAUGUGAGUACAUACCAAGCAAUUCUAAUGUUUUCGACGCAGUACAUGACAGUACAUCCUUACUGAUUCUAAACUUUUCCCCAGUACAUACGACGAUCAGAGUACAUGACAGUACAUGAGAGUGCAUCCCCAUUGAUUCUAAAUUUAUGGGGGUGAUGUUUAUUUCAGAGUACAUUUUGCAUUCGUACUCGCGGAGCCCUCAAAAGAAAUGAAUUUUUUAUGGUUUGUAAUAUUAUUUUCUUCUUUCUUCUCUACUUGAGAAAGUAGAUUAAACAAACUGAAAUAUUUUUGAACUAAUAUUGAAUAAUUACCGCUAACUAAAGUAAAGUUAUAAAUGAAACUGAUAAGUAUCUCGGGAGUAAAUAGAAUAAUUCUUAUCUUUUUUUGUUAUACUAUAUUGUUCUGCAUGUCAUGAUUUGUUGUUGCACAACGUGUAAGCAACAAUAGAUCUAUUUUCAUCUAUAUAAAUAAUCUACCUUAUUAUAAUGACAACAAAAAAAAUGUUGUUAAUUCUCUUUAUUCUUCUUGGAUAUGCAUUAUGUAGUCAAACAGCAAUUCUUCAAUGUGAUUUUGAAACACUUUGUAAUGAUUUUGAUGUUGAUACUAAUUGGGGUUUAACAGAUGGUUUUCAUCCUCAAUCUAUUAAUCAUGAUCAUACAUUAAACAAUAGUUCUGGUCAUUAUCUAUUCUAUAGUCCAAAAAGUUUACCACCAUUUUAUGAAAUAAAAACCGAGAUCAAAACAAAAGAUUGUCUUCCAUUUACAAUUCAAUUCGUACAAGAUGAUGAUGAACAACUUACACGAAUUGUUGCCUCAAUAUCUGGUAAAGAUCCAACAAUCAAUGAUUGGACAUUGUUUAAUAUAAUAUUACCAGCUGAGAAAAUCAAAAUAUUUAUUCGAUUGAAUACUUCAAUUAUUUCUUUAGGAUUUGAUGAUCUUUCUGUUGCUUACUGUGAUGAACCACGUACUUUACCUCCAAAGACUUUGUAUGCAUGUGAUUUUGAAUCGUCAUGCACAGAUAAUUUCUUUUCUUUAUCAGAUUAUCCAUAUGAAUGGUUGACAAUGAAUGCAAGUAAUGCUCUUAAAGUCGAAAAUAAAGCACCUCCGAUUGAUUUUACAUAUGGUAAUCAAUCGGGACAUUAUGCAUUUGUACAAGGGAGAAAAAGCGGAUUGUCGGAUUGUCGGAUCCUCUGUAUCCUCUGUAUC